Pecten maximus is the source of this 1062-nucleotide messenger RNA. RefSeq lists its product as uncharacterized. The record is from RefSeq and is a predicted model, not a curated record. Lineage: Eukaryota; Metazoa; Mollusca; Bivalvia; Pectinida; Pectinidae. The transcript is spliced from 3 exons. The coding region runs from base 232 to 852 and encodes 206 amino acids.
CACCGGAAGUACAUGCUAGUCUUCGUUAAUCCUGGCCAAUGGACUUAAUUCCAGGAAGUAAGAUUUUCAGUCACUUGUUAUUUGAUAAUUUCUGUUUAAUUCUACUUCAUAAUCACCACACUAUCGUGUUGAUCCACACUGUAAACUUUAAGAUUACACGUAAAUAGUCUGUUCAACAAUUAACGUCUAAAGCAAGGCUGAACAUCGUCGACGUUAACCAGCAAAUUCAAUAUGUAUGUGAAGCUCGAUUUUGUCAAACACAAGGCGAUGCUGCCUCUGGAAUUCGUUGCCGUUCUCUUUACCAUCCUUGGACUCUUCCUGAAUAUCUGGUGGUCAAGUUGCUUUCCAUCAGAAACUCAUUCACCAGAAACUCUUCAGAAUUACGGUCUGUGGGAAAGAGUGGAAUGUACCAACGGAAUAUGUCAGCUGACCGACGGGGACAGCUCUGGUUUCCUGAUUUUUACCCGUUUUGCCGGAAUUCUGAGUCUGUUCCUGACAAUUUGUGCCUUGCUGUCUACGGCUGUAUAUCUGUGGAAACGAAACAAACUGCUUAUCUACAUCACUGGUGUAUUUUCUAUCUUCAAUGGAUGCAUUACGUUUUUGAUGUCGAUGGUAUUGGUUGGAGAGUUCCACGUGAUCUCCAAUGCCUGGGAUACGGUACGGGCGUCAGUCCUGACCACAAAAAGCCAAAACAUUUGCUACAACCCAGUAGUCAUCUUCUUCUUCAUCUUCUCGGGCAUUCCCAGCAUGAUCGUCGCCAUCGUAACGCUUAUGAAACUGGACAACGCACCGGAACAUAAGGGCGGUAACUCCACUAAGAAGAUUCAAGGCGAUAUAGCUCUCGUGUCCUAGGUACAGAAAUGAGAAUUUCUCUAAAGUGUUUAACUUUUCAAAUUUAUCAGAGAUAAAUAAAGCUACAAAGACGGACAAUUAAAAUCAACCAUUCUGUCAAAACGUCAACAUUUUUAAUUACCACAGUAAAUGUAAACAAGGUGCGUAAGUCUAUAUCAAUACUAACGCGGAAACGUCAUAAACCAAUAAAAUAUCACUGUAUACGUGGCA